AUUUCAAACCGAACCUUUACAAAAUACAGUAAUGGCGUCAUUCAGCAACAUGGACAUAUUUUCUCCGGCCCCUUUUUGGCAAAAUGGUCCAGCACCAGGGGCUAUUUACAAUUUCCCAGGGAGAGUUGUCAACCACAAUGCCAGCCCCAUCCAGGUUUCACAGUCUCCAGUGACGACUGGCACGUCAGUCGUUGGAAUGCAAUUCAAGGAUGGUGUCAUGAUUGCUGCUGACAUUCUAGCGUCUUAUGGAUCACUAGCUAGAUACAGAAAUGUCGAACGUAUCAUGAAAGUCAAUGACAAUAUUAUUAUGGGAGCUGGUGGAGAUUAUGCUGAUUAUCAGUAUCUCAAGAACAUGAUUGAUCAGAAAAUUCUCGAAGAGCAUUGCCUUGAUGAUGGCUUCACGUUGAAACCGAAAUCCCUCCACUGCUGGUUGACACGAGUUCUCUACAACCAGAGAUCGAAGUUCGAUCCCUUGUGGAAUAAUUUCAUAAUUGCUGGAUUCGAUAAUGGAAAACCAUUCAUGGGAACAGUGGAUAAACUUGGAACAGCCUACGUCGACCCAGUAAUUGCCACUGGUUACGGUGCCUACAUGGCGACUCCAUUACUUCGCAAAGGACACGAGGCAAAUCCAGAAAUGAGUGAGGAAGAGGCCACUCAGCUCCUCCACCAGUGCAUGGAGGUCCUCUACCUGAGGGAUGGCAGAUCAUUUCCCAAAUAUCAACUGGGAGUCAUCACGAAGGAGAAAGGCAUCGAAAUAAAGGGACCAAUCGACGUCAAAGGACACUGGGCCAUUGCUGGAAUGUAAAUUGUUGAAUACAUUAUUCAAUUAUAUUCUUCAAUAAUUCGAAUAAUUCAAAUCUUCAUGAAUAAUCUUUUUUAAUUGAUGAAUAAAAAUUCGUAAAUAAAAAUUGCCCAUUGGAAGAGAA
This is a messenger RNA of Diachasma alloeum, 926 nucleotides long. RefSeq names its product proteasome subunit beta type-4 (gene Prosbeta7). Gene Ontology annotation, cellular component: proteasome core complex. Bases 32 to 805 code for a protein of 257 amino acids. NCBI's taxonomy places the organism in Eukaryota, Metazoa, Arthropoda, Insecta, Hymenoptera, Braconidae. The record is from RefSeq and is a predicted model, not a curated record. The transcript has 5 exons.